GUCGUGGUCCACGGGGAAGCAAUAGACAAAUUUCAGAAGCUAAGAUAACCAACAAAGAAUAGCCACAUACAUAAAUAAACUCAUCAUCUCAUUCGUCUCAGUCUCAACCCUCCAAUCAUGAAGAAAGCUGAGCUUGUCUUCAUCCCCGCACCGCUGGUAGGUCAUAUUGUCUCCAUUGUUGAGCUUGCCAAGCUCCUUCUAGACCGAGACGACCGCCUAUCCAUUACCGUGCUAGUUAUAAAGCAACCGGCGGACCCUAUUGCCAACACCGUCGUCCAACAAGUUGUCUCCGCCGAUUCCAGAAUUCGCUGCUUUAACCUUCCGGAGAUGGAGCCGCCGCCGGAAGAAAUGAUUCUCAAGGUCCCGGAGAAUUACCUUUCCGCUUAUAUAAAAAGUCAUAGGUCACAUGCCAAACACGCGAUUGUUAAUAACGUGCUCUCGUCGGAUUCCGGCGAGUCGCCGGCGCUCGGCGGGAUUGUAUUUGAUUUGUUCAGUAGUUCUAUGGUUGACGUGGCGAAUGACCUCGGUGUUCCAUCUUACCUGUUUUACACCUCCGGCGCCGGGUUUCUCGGGGUAAAUCUUUACCUCGUGAUCCGGGAGAGACUCGGUGGAAGAGAAUACACGUUGGCCGACCCGGACUCGGUGGUUUCCACGUUUGCCUCGCCGGUUCCGGCGAGAGUUAUGCCUACGUUCGCGUUCAUCGAGGAAGGUUACAGAGUAUUUGUCGAACAUGGCAGGAAGUUAAGAGAAACAAAGGGGAUGAUCGUAAACACGUUUGCAGAAUUGGAACCAUACGCGGUGAAAGCUUUAGGAUCCGACCCGGAUCUGCCCCCGGUUUACACGGUCGGGCCGCUGCUCGCGCCUCAGAAGGAGCACGCAGGGAAGGAGGAAAUCAUCAACUGGCUCUCGGAGCAGCCGCCGUCCUCGGUGGUGUUCCUCUGCUUCGGAAGCCAGGGAGGCUUCGAGGCGCCGCAAAUACACCAAAUCGCGACGGCGCUCGAGAGGAGCGGCCACAGGUUCCUCUGGUCGAUCCGCCGGCCGUGGUCCUUAACUAGCUCCGAGCGAGCCGGCGACUUCACCAGUUUCGACCCGAUUUUGCCGCCGGGAUUUGCGGGGAGGACCAGAAACAGGGGGAAGGUUUGCGGGUGGGCUCCGCAAGUGGAAGUUCUGGCCCACCGCGCCACGGGGGCAUUCGUGUCCCACUGCGGCUGGAACUCCACUCUGGAGAGCAUGUGGCACGGCGUCCCGAUGGUGACGUGGCCCAUCUACGCCGAGCAGCAGACCAACGCGUUUCAGUUGGUGAAGGAGCUCGGGCUGGCUGUGGAGCUGACGGUGGAUUAUCGGAGGGCGCAAGGCUCGGAGAAUGUUGUAAUGGCAGAGGAGAUAGAGAGAGCAAUUAGAAGCGUGAUGGAGGCAGAAAAUCCGGUCAGGAAAAGAGCUAAAGAGAUGGGAGAGAUGAGCCGGAAGGCUUUGAAGGAAGGGUCUUUCUCUCCGUCCGUUUAACGGUCCGGGAUCCACCUACCUUCGCUCCGGGAGGCACGGGAGCUGGCCCAGGGGGAAUCGUCACUUGUGGGAAAAACAAGUGUUGAUGCAAUCACCAAAUCCGUACACAAAAUCAAUAUUUAUUUGGCCAAAAUGCAAAAUGGUCAAUUGAUCAACCAACAUGUUAGAUAUUAGGACAUGUUUAAUCGCUUGGCUACAUAUUCUAAAUAUGCCAUAUUGUCACUAUCCAAAAAUAUAUAUUAAAUAAAUGUCGUUCUUAUAUAAUAUAACAUGUAAAUCAAAUAAAAAAGGUAUAUCACACUAGAAAUAUUAUGUGUGAUGAAUUCAAUUAACGAAAAUGGUGUUGGUGUUAA
Messenger RNA from Ipomoea triloba (trilobed morning glory), 1856 nucleotides. RefSeq names its product UDP-glycosyltransferase 71A15-like. The record is from RefSeq and is a predicted model, not a curated record. Lineage: Eukaryota; Viridiplantae; Streptophyta; Magnoliopsida; Solanales; Convolvulaceae. Bases 118 to 1503 code for a protein of 461 amino acids. Gene Ontology annotation, molecular function: UDP-glycosyltransferase activity. The transcript is spliced from 2 exons.